UGGCCGGGGGCCACGGGCCAGGAUUGGAGGGGCUAGGACACCGAGCUUAAGAAGAUCCCGAGGGGCCUGAGAGCCUGGCUUGGAGCUAAGGGGUGGGUCAGGGACCAGGUGUCAACAAUCCAUAUCUGCCUUUAAUGGUGUGCUAGCUCUGAAGCCUACCUCUUCUGAUACCGUGGGAGAAGACAGACCUCCUUCUUCAUCCAGCACAAGAUACCGUUUCUCUGGAAUAAGAGAUGGGAUAAUACCUCAUUACCAUCAGCUCACUGGACGCAAAGUUUAAGAUGCCUGUUGAACUCAAAAUACUGACCUCUGGGACAGAUACUGAAGCCAGAGGUUGGGGGGAGGGGCUUAGAUACAACCUUCCUCCCAAACUCCUCCCUUCCCUUUUUUCCUCCCUGCCCCAAUAAUCCUAUUUGUCCUCUCUCCAGAAUAUACUUUGCAUUUCUUUGCUCUCUGGACUUUGAACUAAGACCAAAGGAGACAGAACUGCACUUUAUUUUUGUGGGUUUGGAUUUGGGGCUCUCAUCUAAAGCUUUGAAAUGGGAUUGGCCUAGUGGAAAGGUGUGCCAGUGAGAGAAGAGAAGAGUGGUCCAUGGCUGCUGUCUGAUCCUCCGAACUACCAAAAGCAUCUUAGACACCAGGACAGGGGACUGAGCAAAGGGGAUAAAAGGUGCUUCCUUCCCUGCUUCACCCCUCUUCUCUUACAUCAACUCUCCCUUCUCCCUUUUCCCCCCCACUCCAUCCCUUCUAUAGCAUUUUCUUUUAACCCCUCUUGUGAGGGGUCAGGAUGCUGAAGAAGCAGUCUGCAGGACUGGUGCUUUGGGGUGCAAUUCUUUUUGUGGCCUGGAACGCCUUGCUUUUCUUCUUCUUCUGGGCCCGACCCUUACCUGGUGGCCCAUCAUCUGAGGACCCCUUUGCUGAUGAUCCUGCUGACCUUACCCGACGAGUGAUCCGUCUGGCUCAGGAGGCUGAGAUAGAACUAGAACGACAGCAGGGGCUGCUACAGCAGAUUCAGAAGCACAGUGUACUUUGGAACCGGAGACAACAAGUAGUUACUUCAGGCCCUCCUGCUAUCUCCCACCCAACCCUAGCCCCUACAACAUCUGUCCUUCCCAUUUUAGUCAUCGCCUGUGAUCGCAGCACAGUUCAUCGUUGUCUAGAUAAACUUCUCCACUAUAGGCCCUCAGCUGAGCGUUUUCCCAUUAUUGUGAGCCAGGACUGUGGGCACAAGGCAACAGCCCAGGCCAUUGCUUCAUAUGGCAAUGCCAUUAUGCACAUUAAACAACCCGAUCUUAGUAGUAUACCUGUUCCAACUGAGCACCGAAAAUUCCAGGGCUAUUACAAGAUUGCUCGUCAUUACCGCUGGGCUUUGAGCCAAAUCUUCCGUACCUUUAAAUAUCAGGCAGCUGUGGUAGUAGAGGAUGAUCUGGAAGUGGCUCCAGACUUCUUUGAAUACUUUCAAGCAACAUAUCCACUCCUGCGGACAGAUCCAUCACUUUGGUGUGUCUCAGCUUGGAAUGACAAUGGCAAGGAGCAGAUGGUGGAUGCCACAAGGCCUGAUCUUCUUUAUCGAACAGACUUUUUUCCAGGCCUGGGGUGGUUACUGCUAGCUGAGCUAUGGGAUGAGCUAGAGCCUAAGUGGCCAAAGGCCUUUUGGGAUGACUGGAUGCGGCAGCCAGAGCAGCGUCGGGAUCGAGCUUGCUUGAGACCAGAGAUCUCUCGGACAAUGACCUUUGGUCGCAAGGGGGUGAGUCAAGGACAGUUCUUUGACCAGCACCUCAAGUUCAUCAAGUUGAACCAAGGUUUUGUGCCCUUCACUCAAUUGGACCUGUCUUAUCUGAAACAAGAGGCCUAUGAUCGGGACUUUUCUGCCCAAGUAUAUGCUGCCCCCCAAGUGCAAGUGGAAGAGCUGAAAGGCAACCAGAGACAGGAAUUAGGUGAGGUUCGAGUACAGUACAGGGGACGGGACAGCUUCAGAGCCUUUGCUAAGGCCCUAGGUGUUAUGGAUGAUCUUAAGUCAGGUGUUCCCCGAGCUGGCUAUCGGGGCAUUGUCAGUUUUUUGUUCCGGGGCCGCCGAGUAUACUUGGCUCCUCCACAAGACUGGACUGGUUAUGAUCCUAGCUGGAGUUAGCAGUGGCACAUACUCUCCGGUCCUCUACAGGAAGAAUUGGAGAGUCUUGCGUAUAGGCUGCAUUGGGUUUUUUUUUUGUGUGUUUGCUUAUCAGUUGUGCUAUUCUCCCCCCCACCCCCUUUUCCCAAGUGGCAUUCAAGUGCAUUUUCUCUACCUGUUCCAGGAAUGUGGGAUACCUGAUUUAUAUCCUGUUAGCAGUGGGAAAACUUUCCUGGGGAAUAAUGGGACUUUGGGCAGGAGUUUUAUAAUACAGAGAAAAAUUUAGCCCUCUACCCUAAAAAAGGUUUUUUGUUUUUUUUUCAUGAAAAUCUCAAGAAAGUUAUAAUUUUCAGAGAUUUUUUUCUCAUUGGAACUUGUUUAUUAUGUGCUGACUUGACUUUUCCUUUCUAUUAUUGUUCUUUAGCAUUUCCCCUCCCUUUGUCUUAGUUUCCUCAUCUAUUUAGUGAAGAGAUUGGACUAGUUGACCUUUAACAGUCUUUCCAGCUCUAAAUUUCUGAUGUUAUGAUGUUUUUCCCAUUUGAUCCACACGUUUUUCUGAGAGCUUAGAUUGGGACAUAUAUGUGUUUGUGACCAAAACAAGAAUACAUUAAAGCAGACUUGGGGGACUCAUUACAAAAUUUUAGGUUUUGUACUUUUUAAUCCCCUUUAACCUUUAUCCUGUCUCAUCUUCUUACCAUAUAAUCUUUUAUAUAUACUUUUUGUUUUUCUUUAUUAUUUUUUUUAAUAUUUCUCAUUUCAUUUUUCCCCUUCUCAAGCUUAGUAAUUCCCAAUUCUCAAAAGAAAAGUUGAAUGAGGAAAAGUAAUGUCACCCCAAUUCUUCAUUCUCAGGACUAGGGGUAGAUUUUGGGUAAGUUUAAAGUUGAGAGAGUCCUCAGUUAAUGUUGAGGAAAUUCUUUUUCAAGGUGGCAGUCUCCAGUCCCACUUUCUGAACUCAAUUUUUCCUAGUUUUUUAGGAAGAUAUUGCUUCGGAUGGAUGAUGAAAAAGUGAAAGAAUCUUGUCCUCCAUAACCCUUCCCAUUUUCACCUGGGUUCAACUUCUUUGUUGAUGCAGUGGAUUGCUUCUGCUCUCUGACUUUUUUGUUUUCUAUCCCCAGUGGUGGAAUUCAAAGCAAGCAUGGUUAAUACCUUAACAGCUAGCCCCUCUUUCCUACUUGUGUAAUUGUAUUUCCAACAAGGAAAGGGUAGGGUGUGCCCUACCUCACCUCCAUUUAUAUCUUGGGAAAGGAGGAUGAUAAUGGUGGUUGGAUGAGAAACUUGGUCAUUUAUUUUUUUUCUUCCCUGCCUGACCUCGACUUCAUGGAAGAAAAUUGAAGCUGCCUAAUUAUUUUCCAGAAUAAAAUAAAGAUUUUCAUUUGAAAA
This is a messenger RNA of Antechinus flavipes (yellow-footed antechinus), 3490 nucleotides long. It is a transcript of the gene MGAT1, whose product is annotated as alpha-1,3-mannosyl-glycoprotein 2-beta-N-acetylglucosaminyltransferase. Gene Ontology annotation, molecular function: alpha-1,3-mannosylglycoprotein 2-beta-N-acetylglucosaminyltransferase activity. Gene Ontology annotation, cellular component: Golgi apparatus. The transcript has 3 exons. Lineage: Eukaryota; Metazoa; Chordata; Mammalia; Dasyuromorphia; Dasyuridae. The record is from RefSeq and is a predicted model, not a curated record. Gene Ontology annotation, biological process: protein N-linked glycosylation. Bases 788 to 2131 code for a protein of 447 amino acids.